Messenger RNA from Drosophila ficusphila, 1116 nucleotides. RefSeq names its product glycoprotein-N-acetylgalactosamine 3-beta-galactosyltransferase 1. Bases 1 to 1038 code for a protein of 345 amino acids. The transcript has 2 exons. Gene Ontology annotation, molecular function: N-acetylgalactosaminide beta-1,3-galactosyltransferase activity. NCBI's taxonomy places the organism in Eukaryota, Metazoa, Arthropoda, Insecta, Diptera, Drosophilidae. Gene Ontology annotation, cellular component: membrane. The record is from RefSeq and is a predicted model, not a curated record.
AUGGAGCGAAAGGAGUGUGUUUUCGUGGAUCAGUGCUAUCAGAACCAGCAGCACUCGGCUGCUCCAUCCCCCUGCCGACCGGUGCUCUUCCUGCUGAUGGGCAUCGGGAUCGGCUACCUGGUCACCCAGGCGGUCCUCUGGCCGAUCAUAGACCUCAAGUCGCAUGCGAACCGCACGGGCGGAUCGGAUCCCCUGGACGUCGACCUGACGGACGAGGUGAGGGUGCUGUGCUUCGUCCACACGAAGCCGAGCAACCACAGGAACCAGGCGAGGGCGGUGCUCCGAACGUGGGGAAGGAGGUGCAACAGGCUCCUCUUCUUCACCAGCCGCGUGGAUCCCAGUCUGCCGGGAUCCGUGGCCUUGCCGGUCGAUCACAGAGAGCGGGAAUCGUGGCGGAAAACCAAGGCGGCCUUGAAGUACCUCCACGAGCACCACUUGGCCGAUGCCGAUUGGUUCCUCGAGGCGGACGACGAGACCUACGUGGUGAUGGAGAACCUGCGCUACAUGGUCUACCCGUACAGUCCGGAGAUGGCCAUCUACUUCGGCUCCCCGGGCGCCGUGAUGAGUCGCGCUGCCCUCCGCCGGUUCGUGGAGGUCUCCCUGCCCAAUCCCUCCAAGUGCGAGCAGAAGGACGCGGGACCAACGGCGGGAAAGCUGAGGGAGUGCCUGGAAAAUGCGAACGUGGUGGCGGGAAACUCGCACGAUUCGGAGGGCAGACGGCGGAUGUACCUCAUCGAUCCCCAGGCGAGGUCCAACCUGUACCUCCGCUAUGACUCGAACUUCUGGUUCUGGAAGUUCCUCGCCUACAAAACCCAAGAUGGUAUCUUCGCUUGGUCCAAGUAUGCGGUCUCUUUUCACUACGUUCAGCAUCGCUAUAUGCACUGUUUCGAGUAUAUGAUCUAUAGAUUGCGGGUUUUUGGCCGAAAGCUGCCGGUCGAGAUCCUUCCAAAGAAGUAUAGCAUUUCCAAAAGGGAAACCAUUGAAGGAGCCCAGCAAAACACCGCUGAGAAGGAGGUGCCAGCUGACUACGCCUACUGAAUAACCAAAUCAGGUUAAAGAUAGUUGUAAAACUUUUUAUUAGACAGAUUUUCCGUCGAGAAAAGUCUUCACACAUCA